CCUUUUCUUUGAAUCCGACUUCUUUGAAUCUCCAUUCAUCAAAAUUGUUACUUAUUUUUCAUUGAACUCCUACGGUAGUUUAAAAAAUAUCCCUUUCUUUGGAUCUCCACACUUGGCAACUCUCACCUCUACCUCCAGGAACUCCCUUCUCCAAGUGGCGAUCUUCUGCUUGCAACCGUGGCCCUACCCACCCCUCUCCCAUUGGUGAUCCCCUCCUCAUUACUACCAGCAGCAUGCACCCAGUGAGACUUUUAGUUAUACCUAACGAAAACUUGAUGAUGCACGGGGGCUGUGACGCUGCUGCUGACACUUUUUGGGGGUAUGUGUUGGGCGGGCCUGGACAGCAGGCCAGGAGGCCCCUGCAUUUUGCUUCUUGGUAGUGGACUUGGAAUUAGGCUUGGACUGGGCUUGGACUUGGGAAGGAAGCAACCAGAAGGUGGUAGAUACAACUUAGAAGAAGAGAGAAAUACGACUACUACUACUUUCUAGUAAACACUAUUUCUCUUUUAUAACAUCAAAUUAGCCUUUGGUCUCUUCCUUGUAUUACUUUGUGGCAUUGCUCGUUUGUUUGUUUGAUUGACUGAUCGAUCUUGGGGUGUGGGUCUUGUGAUUUCUGGUGAUUGAUUGAUUCAUCUGUGGGAGUGUAAUUUUGUGGUGUGUGGAAGGAAAGAAUGGGGAGCUCAGGAGGAGGAGGAGGAGGAGGAUUGACGUGGAAGCUGGCAGAUCAUCCGAAGCUGCCAAAGGGUAAGACCGUAGCGGUGGUAGUGUUGGAUGGCUGGGGCGAAGCCUCUCCCAAUCCCUACAACUGCAUUCAUGUCGCCGACACUCCCACCAUGGAUUCCCUCAAGAAUAAGGGUGUCCCUGACAGGUGGAGGUUGGUCAGGGCUCAUGGUACUGCAGUAGGCCUUCCAUCUGAUGAUGACAUGGGCAACAGUGAAGUUGGUCAUAAUGCUCUUGGUGCUGGACGAAUUUUUGCUCAGGGAGCAAAGCUUGUUGACCUUGCUCUUGCCUCUGGAAAAAUUUACGAAGGAGAAGGUUUUAAGUACAUAAAGGAAUGUUUUGAAAAUGGUACAUUGCACCUCAUUGGAUUAUUAAGUGAUGGGGGUGUCCACUCCCGGCUUGAUCAAUUGCAGUUAUUGCUCAAAGGUGCAAGUGAGCAUGGCGCUAAGAGAAUCCGUGUUCAUAUACUUACUGAUGGCCGUGAUGUCUUGGAUGGUACAAGUGUGGAGUUUGUAGAAACCCUUGAGAAUGAUCUCUCAAAAUUACGUGAGAAAGGUGUUGAUGCCAAGAUUGCAUCCGGGGGAGGUCGCAUGUAUGUUACAAUGGAUCGUUAUGAGAAUGAUUGGGGUGUUGUGAAACGUGGAUGGGAUGCCCAAGUUCUUGGUGAAGCCCCAUACAAGUUUAGGAAUGCUCUUGAGGCUGUUAAGAAACUGAGGGAGGAAGCCAAUGCUAAUGACCAGUACUUGCCUCCUUUCGUGAUUGUUGAUGAGAAUGGGCUGGCUGUGGGCCCAAUUCUAGACGGUGAUGCUGUUGUGACAUUCAACUUUCGUGCAGAUCGCAUGGUUAUGCCUGCUAAAGCAUUUGAAUAUGAAGACUUCGAUAAAUUUGAUCGAGUUCGGUUCCCUAAAAUCCAUUAUGCUGGAAUGCUUCAGUAUGAUGGUGAGUUGAAGCUUCCUAGCCACUACCUUGUUUCUCCUCCAGAGAUAGAAAGGACAUCUGGUGAAUAUUUGGUGCACAAUGGUGUCCGAACUUUUGCUUGCAGUGAGACUGUUAAAUUUGGUCAUGUUACUUUCUUCUGGAAUGGAAAUCGGUCAGGGUAUUUUAAUGAAGAAAUGGAAGAAUAUGUGGAAAUCCCAAGUGACUCUGGAAUCCCAUUCAAUGUCCAACCAAAGAUGAAGGCUUUAGAGAUUGCUGAGAAGGCCAGGGAUGCUAUACUUGGCGGAAAAUUCCACCAGGUGCGCGUUAACCUACCAAAUGGUGACAUGGUGGGCCAUACAGGUGACAUUGAGGCCACAAUUGUGGCUUGCAAGGCGGCUGAUGAUGCUGUGAAGAUGAUUCUUGAUGCAAUAGAGCAGGUGGGUGGGAUAUAUGUUGUCAGUGCUGAUCAUGGUAAUGCUGAGGACAUGGUGAAGAAGAACAAGAAAGGGGAGCCUCUUCUUGACAAGAAUGGCAAUGUUCAAAUACUUACAUCUCACACUCUUCAACCGGUGCCUAUAGCAAUUGGAGGUCCUGGAUUGCUGCCUGGAGUGAGAUUCCGCAAGGAUGUUCCUGAUGGUGGGCUUGCAAAUGUGGCUGCAACUGUGAUGAACCUCCAUGGGUUUGAGGCUGCUAGUGACUAUGAGCCAACUCUCAUUGAGGUUUCUGAUAACUAGUUCAAGUGCAACAAAUUAAAAUUUUGACUUGUACAUGGUUACAAUGUGCACUGGAAAUAUAUUUCCUUGUUAGUGUCGAAAAAAAUUACAAGUCAAGAGUAUUUUCAGCAGCCUAGUACAAUUUCAGUUUGGGCACUGUCGUGCUGCAGUUGACACAAUAAUAUUAGGGCAACUGUUCUUCUGUUUUUUUUGAUAGCCUUCUCCCAAGUUUGGACAACAACUAUGAUCACCAUGGUCCUGUAUUUGGUUGUUUUGAAGGACAAUCUCAUUGGAGAAUUUCAAUCUCUCUAUGAUUCUCUCUUU
Messenger RNA from Camellia sinensis, 2675 nucleotides. RefSeq names its product 2,3-bisphosphoglycerate-independent phosphoglycerate mutase. Gene Ontology annotation, biological process: glucose catabolic process. Gene Ontology annotation, molecular function: manganese ion binding. Gene Ontology annotation, cellular component: cytoplasm. The record is from RefSeq and is a predicted model, not a curated record. NCBI's taxonomy places the organism in Eukaryota, Viridiplantae, Streptophyta, Magnoliopsida, Ericales, Theaceae.